This is a messenger RNA of Purpureocillium lilacinum, 897 nucleotides long. RefSeq lists its product as uncharacterized. Lineage: Eukaryota; Fungi; Ascomycota; Sordariomycetes; Hypocreales; Ophiocordycipitaceae. The record is from RefSeq and is a predicted model, not a curated record.
AUGAAGAAAACACGUGGUGGUGCGGCGGCUGCGGCUGCCGUCCCCGACGCGUGGGAGGACGACGACUGGGAGACGCAGGCCGACAAGGCCGCCGCGCAGGACGAUGCCUCCAAGCACGACGCCGAGGACAAUGCCCCCGGCGGUGCCCCCCUCACCAAGACGGAACGCCUUGCGCAGCAUGUCGAGUCGAACCGCAAGCUCUGGGAGUCGGCCGAAACCCCACAGCAGACGUUCCACUUCCUCGAGGCGAGCAGCAACGUGCCGCUCACGUCCUCGUUCAAGCCUCAGGUCAAGGUCCUCAGCCGCAAGCCCGUCAUCGCGCGGCGCGGCGACCCCGCCUCGGGCAUGGCCAAUCUGUCCGUCAACGACGACGACGACGAUGGGGAAAAGAAGGAGGUCCAGCUGACGCCCGAGGAGAUCCGCGCCAAGCAGAAGCGCGACCGCGAGGAGAAGCAGCGCAGGUACGACGAGGCGAGGGCUAAGAUCUUUGGCGAGUCGGCCCCCUCGUCGCGCGGCUCGUCGCCCGGCACGGGCACCACCACGCCCCCGCGCCUGGACGGCGGCAGGCAUCCCGGGCAGGGCCGCGGCCGUGGGCGCGGAGGCGGCGCGGGACGGGCCGGAGGUGGCGGAGCGGGUGUUGAGAGCCGUCAGACGCAGGAUCUGCGGCGGAACACUGCUGCUCAGAACGGGCCAGCGACACGGGAGCUGUACGACCCGAAUCACUCCACCAGGCCGGACACCGGACCGCUACGGAGGGGGGUUGGCGCGGACGGAGAUUCUUCGACGAGGAGUCCACCGCCCAAGGACGAUGCCUACCAGCCGAUUCGUGCACCGCGCGGGCCGGAUGGCAGCGGACGAGGCUUUGGGUUUGCGCGACGAGGCGCCAGGGGAAGUUGA